Molecule: messenger RNA, 2432 nt
Organism: Anopheles aquasalis
Lineage: Eukaryota; Metazoa; Arthropoda; Insecta; Diptera; Culicidae
Product: synaptic vesicle glycoprotein 2C
Biological process (GO): transmembrane transport
Cellular component (GO): membrane
Molecular function (GO): transmembrane transporter activity
Source: RefSeq, a predicted model, not a curated record
GUCACGCGGUGUGCUCCGUACCAAUGUGGCUAGUGAUGAGCUAGAGCAGUUUGCGGUUGCUCUAUCAACUUGUUGUGCUUUAAAAAAUAGCCGUUUUUUUUUUUAAAGUACACUUCAACUAGAUCCAGCAUUUAGUGAACGCCAAUUGAAUUGACACAGCUGUUAGUGACGACCGAACGAACGGCUGCUCUCUAAGAAGCUCUUCUUCUGAGGAUUACAGUGGGCUACGGUCGAGAGCACUUCAGGAUGUGGACUCUACUUUAACUCAUAUCUUAUCUUCCCUAUUCUUUGCCUGCCUUAUUUUUUUUUUUUUUGUGGGUGGAAACGCGACUACUGUUUCAGGACUCGGAGUAAGAUCAGAUCAGAGCCAUUAGUGCUAUAGUACUUCUUCCACUAGCACAUCGGCGGCCAUCGAAUUCAAUUGAGCAUGGAUCGGUUCAAUAUUAGGGCAGCAGCUAGAUUAGUUGUACCACGUGUGCUCAGCAGCUUAUCAGCGCAUUGGCGACUCGGUCAAUACGCGCAUCAUCGAUCGAUCGUUUAAUCACCCCCACCAGGGGGCUUGCACCGGCAGCAGCAGCAGCAGCAGCAGCAGCAUCUCCCUGAUGCAUCCCACAAUCAUUUGGAAGGAAGCAGCAGCAGCAGCAGCAGCAGCAGCAGCGUGCCAACGGCAUUGUCUGAGUCAUACGGUCCGAUGCAGUCAUUUACGUACAGUGAAGCCCUCGACGUGGCCGGUCGUGGCCGCUUCCAUACGCUGCUCCUGUUCGUCACUGGCCUCUGCCUGAUGAGCGUAGUGAACGAGACGGUCAACGCCGGAUUUAUCAUUUCGGCAGCCGAGUGCGACCUGCAGCUGACCUACGCCGACAAAGGGCUGCUGAACGGGGCCGCCUUCCUCGGGGUCGUAGUGACCUCGCUAGUCUGGGGCUUCCUGUCCGACACGUGGGGCCGUCGGAAGGUGUUACUGUUAGCUUCCGCCGGAGCCCUCGUCGUGUCCGUGCUGUCCACUUUCGCACCGAAUGCGUGGACACUCAUAGCGGCCCGCUUCCUGGUCGGUGUAUUCGUAUCGGGCAAUGCGGCCACCUCGUACGCGUACCUGGCCGAGUUCCACAACGAGACGAGCAGGGCACGGGUCAUCUCCUGGGCGGCCAUGUUCAUGGCGAUCGGGCUCAUCUUCCUGCCGGUGCUCGCCUGGGCCAUCAUACCGCUCGAGGACCGUCUGCCACUGUCCCUGUUUGGCUACCGGUACGCGAUGUGGCGCCUCUAUCUGCUCAUCUGCUCGGUCGAUCUGCUGGCCAUUAUCGGCGGUCUCCUGCUACUGCCCGAGAGCGCCAAGUUUCUGCUGAUCAAGGAGCGCCAGCAAGAGGUGCAGCAGAUUUUGGCGAAAAUCUAUCACUACAACCAACGCCAGCCGGUGCAGACUUUUCCCGUUAAGUUAGUCACACUCGAUCCAAUAGACAGUGCGUACGCGGUUGAGCUGCAACGGCGCUCCAAGCUGGGGCUGCAAUACGUGUGGCAGCAGAUUGUGCCACUGUUGCGGCCACCCCUACUGCUGCAUACACUAAAGGCCUCGGUGCUAAUGUGCGGACUGUUUGCCGCCUCGUCCGGUCUGUUCCUCUGGCUGCCUGACAUACUGAACGCGUACAUCCAGCGCGGCGAUAUGAAGCUGUGCGAUGUGAUUUCGUCGAUACACGAGCGCAGGCUGGCACGGCUCGAACGGGUAGGCAACUACUCCGAGUCCAUCGAAACCAGCUGCCCGAUUACGAUCAACGCCAACAUCUUCGUGAUCACCGCACUGAUGGGAAUCGUGUUUUUGGCCUGCUACAUCCUCAAUGGGCUCAUCAUCGGUGUGAUUGGCAAAAAAACCCUCCUGAUCUCCUGGUUUGUUGUGUGCGGUGUAUGCGGACUCGGCGUGCUGUGGACCUCCGAUUUCUAUAUCACGCUGAUACUAAUCGCAACCUUUGACGCAUCGGGAUGCCUUGGAGGUGUCCUGAGUGCAAUAUCGGUUGACCUAUUUCCGACUAAUUACCGGGCGAUGGCGCUCUGUCUAAUAUUGAUGACUGGCCGGUUAGGUGCGAUGGCCGGAAGCAACCUGAUCGCCUAUCUACUAUCGAUCAAUUGUAAUCUGAUCUUUAUUCUGUUUGGUGGACUGCUGCUUGUAUGUGCAGCUAUUGGGACAACCUUGAAAGUCACAUAGAAAAUUCUACGCUGAAAGAGCCGGCUGGAAUCGGUUUGUUAAUAAGUAGAGUAAAAGUUCCUAUAUUUCAUAUAGACUCCCACCAAAUAGUUUGAUUUCGUGUCUGCAAGGUCGACAAAGAAAAGAAAAAAUAAAAUACUAAGAUAUUUCCAUCGAGAAUAGGACAACGAAAGAAAUUGCAAGUAGGCGUGUUCAAAGCUAACAAUUGAAUAUUGUUUUAAAUAAACAGAAUCGUAAUUUA